Messenger RNA from Cottoperca gobio, 951 nucleotides. RefSeq names its product forkhead box Q2 (gene foxq2). Gene Ontology annotation, biological process: regulation of transcription by RNA polymerase II; cell differentiation; anatomical structure morphogenesis. Gene Ontology annotation, molecular function: RNA polymerase II cis-regulatory region sequence-specific DNA binding; DNA-binding transcription factor activity, RNA polymerase II-specific. The transcript has 3 exons. The coding region runs from base 1 to 951 and encodes 316 amino acids. Lineage: Eukaryota; Metazoa; Chordata; Actinopteri; Perciformes; Bovichtidae. The record is from RefSeq and is a predicted model, not a curated record.
AUGACAAUGGAGGACAGAAGCAGCUGCACCGGCGGCAGAGAAAGGCUAGGGCUGAGCUUCACUAUUGACUACCUUCUGUUCAAUAAAGGAGUCAAAGGUUCCAAAGAAGAAGCGACAGGAAGUCGUACGGCAGAGCAGACAACGAACAACAUGCUAAAUCAUCCUAAACCCGAAGAAGUGGGGAUUUGCUCUGAGAUACAGGAAAAGCGGUUACAGAGGUCAGCGGCGGAGACGGAAGAAAGGGAAGUCAAAGAAGAGGAAGGGGAUGAAGAGCAACAAGAGGAGGGGCAGGAGGAAGUGACCACCGCCACAUCUACCAGCAGCGGUCAAGAGAAGUCUGCGGACAAACCCAACCAGUCGUACAUCGCACUCAUCUCCAAGGCUAUCCUGGCAUCAGAGCAGAAGAAACUGCUGCUAUGUGACAUCUACCAGUGGAUCAUGGACCACUACCCUUACUUCAAGAGUAAGGAUAAAAACUGGAGGAACAGCGUGCGUCACAACUUGUCGCUGAACGAUUGCUUCAUCAAAGCAGGGCGCAGUGACAACGGUAAAGGCCACUUCUGGGCGAUUCACCCAACAAACUACCAGGACUUUUCUAACGGAGACUACCACUGUAGAAGGGCACGGCGGAGGGUGCGCAGGGUGGCGGGACAGCUCCCCCUUUCCUCCCUGAGAUCCCCCUACCAUCCUGCCUUCACCCGGCCCCACAGAACGACCUCAUAUGUCAUCCCCGAGGUCCGCUGUUUGAUCUCUCCCCACCAGUGUCUGCCUCCCCGGGGUCGCGUUGACCUGUUGAUUGGCAGCUGCGAUCAGACAUAUGGUGGGACGAGGCAUCGACCGCAGCUCCCCGGAGACAAAAGCAGACUAGUGGGGUUCUUCCCCCCUCCCCUCUUCCACCGCGCCGAGGAGCCGAGCAGCAGCACCGAGGAAGAGGUCUCAUCCCGCCACUAG